Messenger RNA from Rhopilema esculentum, 378 nucleotides. The record is from RefSeq and is a predicted model, not a curated record. Lineage: Eukaryota; Metazoa; Cnidaria; Scyphozoa; Rhizostomeae; Rhizostomatidae.
AUGCGAGGAAAAAGCACCGAAAAUAGCGACCAGCACGGUGGGCAAGAGCACACUGGGGACACCGAAAAACCAAAAACAGGGCGAAACGAGGCUCCCGCAGGCCGCAAACCAAAACAAGACAAAGAACGAACAAGAAGGGAAAAAGCAGGGGAAAGAAGGGCCGAUGGACGCAAAAAGAAGAACAGAACAGAGAGGCGAGGAAAAAUGUCAAAAAGCAAGGAGAACCAGAACAAAGAAAGAAGUAACCAAAGAACAAAACAGGAGAGAAAAAAAACGGCAAUGAAAGCAACGACGCCCCCAGGCGGGGCGGGAGAACAGAAAUUGUCGGACCGCACCGGCAGAAGACCAAAAAAAUUAACGAGAGGCAGGGAAAUGUAA